Messenger RNA from Coregonus clupeaformis (lake whitefish), 1634 nucleotides. It is a transcript of the gene cenpu, whose product is annotated as centromere protein U. Lineage: Eukaryota; Metazoa; Chordata; Actinopteri; Salmoniformes; Salmonidae. The coding region runs from base 219 to 1601 and encodes 460 amino acids. The record is from RefSeq and is a predicted model, not a curated record. Gene Ontology annotation, cellular component: nucleus. The transcript is spliced from 13 exons.
UUUGUUUUGCGGGAAAGAAAUUCAGCUGAUUCGCAAAAAAACAUCACAAGCAGCUGGCGCGCAAACUUAUCGUUUGCUACUUUUGCGUAUUCAUUUACUAUGUUUUGAGUGUUCUUUUGCAAAUUGUAUGUAUACAAAUAGCUAAUAGCUUACAUUUUCAUCUUGGAACGAUCAAUCAUCAUGAGGUCUGCUCUCCUCCACACAGUAAGAAGAGCCAAAUGGCGAAGAUGCUCAAAGUUGUGCAACACGAGCUUGUUGGGAUGGGUCCAUCAAAAGAUGCACAGAAAUCUAAAGCAACGGACAGUCCUAUUUUCCCAAAUGUUUCUACCAUUGAGAAAGCCAGUUUCCUCGACGAGUGCGAUACUUAUGGUAACCCACUGCACAGCACUGCCCUUGAGGAUGAUUUCAGCCCAAACUUGGCUCAAAACAAAGAGGAAGCGGCAAAAGAGGGGGCAGCUAAGGGAAGAUGGGGCCCAUCCAAAAAGGUUAAUAGUGCGACCCCAAAAAGACCCACACCGGCUGGGAGAGGUCAGACCAAACGGAGAGCUAGCAAAGUGGUCCAGCCAAAGGGUUCUCCCCAACAGAAAAAGGUCAAACCAAAAGCCAGGCCCCAAAAAGAGAUUGCAGAAGGGAUAGGUGAAGAGGAUUUAACAGAAGCUCAGAGAGGGUCUUCUGCCCCACAGAAAAAGGCACCUGCGCCCCAGAAAAAGGCACUGGUCAGAAAGGAACAGGACACAGAAGCAGAUGACUCGAGGUCAUCGGGCGAGGAGGAGGAGGAAAUUGAGGUGUCUGCUCCGGGCUCCAGUCCUCGACCUGUUCAUAGGAAACGUAGAACCUCCCUGUCUUCAGAGGAUCUGACGAAUGAGGACAUUAGUUGGAAUCCAAGUCAGAAGAAGGCCAGACUAGAUGAUGUUGGAAAGCAAAGGAAGUCCUCAGUUGAGAGGAGGAGUUUGCAGGGAUCGAGGAGUUCGCAGGGUCCGAGGAGGAGUUUGCAGGGGUCGUGGAGGAAGUCAUCCUCAGGAAGUGCCAGCCCUUCUAAAAGAGAUGAGCAGAGACGAAGGAAUGUAAAAAAUCCCACUGAUCUUGAUGUGGUGUUGGACUCAUUUUUGGAAUUCGUGUCAGAGUAUAUGGAUGCAGUGGAUUCUAAUGCAGUAUUGCUGGCUAUAGAUGCUCUCUCAAGCUCUUUUGAAGAUCAACUCACAGAGAAGAUAACUGCUUCAAAGGAGCUAAAAUUCCUGAAAAGGGAAAACGCAAAGAUGAACGCUGCCAUUAACCGUAAGAGAGCCAGGCUGCUCGAGGCCAAAAAUGAACUUAUAAGGAGUGAGGCCCAAUUGAGGGCCCUGCAGAAGGACCAGGCUCGACUGGAGCAGAGGCUAACAGACAUACGGAAGGGAACCACCUUCCUGAAAGAUCUGGGUCACCUGCACAAGAGCUACCUAGACCAUAGAAAAGCCCACCCUAACCAGGCGGAGGAGUAUGGCCCCUCCAGUCUACCAGCUCUUCUCCUGGAAGCCCGUGAUGUGCUGGGGACUGAGGAUCAGCUGAAGACUGUCAACGAGAGGCUGCAACAGGCUCUGGACAGAGUGGCUCACAACAAGUGAGCUCCAAGUUGCAAACUAAAUGGUGUAAAUUAA